AUGGCUAAAAGAAGAGAGAAGACUACCGGGUCUGGUAACAAGAAAAGACAAAAACCGAAUCCUAACGGUGAGAUAAAGCUAGGUGUAUUUACUCGUAACAAUUCUACUCAACCAAGAAAUGACAACUGGGAAAAUGAAGAGCAGGACUACGAGUUGCAGUCUAGAUCUUUGAAUUACUCUAAUGAGCAGGAAGAAGGUCUUCCCAUCAAGCGACAAGACGGUCGUGUUGAAAGAAAAAUGAGAGACAAACAGGUUACUAAAAAAGCUUCUCUUGAGAACGUAGAAGAACAGGAAGAACAACAUCCAAAAGAUCUGUCCAAGGAGGUAGCCAAAUCUCAAACGACCUACUCUGUUGACCCAUUAGAAAAGAAGAACCAAGUUAAAGAAGAAAUUUCCAAAAUUGCAGAGCUUCUAUUAGAGGAUUCAGAGGAACAUAUUGAUUCAAUUACUAAAGUCUUAAAGAUGGCACAAUCAAAGGACACCACCGUAUCGAAACUUGCAUUACUAGCAUUGACACCUAUUUUCAAGAACAUGGCUCCCUCGUAUCGAAUAAGGCCGCUUACAGAUUUGGAGAAGAAAGAGAAGGUUUCCAAAGACGUUGGAAGACUUCGUCAUUUUGAGCAAAGCUUGGUAAUUCAUUUCAAAACAUAUUUGGAUCUUUUAGACAAAGCUACCAGAACAUUCUCCACCACUACAAACGCCACUCCACAUCAAAUUAGCUUGGGUAGAAGUUCAAGUAUAGCUGUUUGCGAACUUGCCCAGUCGAUGAAAUUUUUUAAUUAUCGUGCGGAGUUGAUAGAUAUCCUGAUAAAACGUGUUUGUAGGAAACCUCAAGGAGAGAAAGAUCUUCAGGUCUUCAAGAAAUGUGUUGAGACUUUGGAAAAUCUCUUGACCGAUGAUAUUGAUAGAGGUGACAUUUCAGCUGACGUUGUUCGAAUUUUAUCCAAGAGACUUCGAUCAAGAAAUUACAUGGUCGAUGAAUCACUGGUGAACAUAUUUCUCUCUGCAUCCAUUUUGAGAGACUACGAUCCCAUGAGCAAGGAAACGGAAGAGAAGCCCAAGCUAAAGAAGAAAGACAGAGUUCAUUUGUCUAAUGCACAACGUAAACAGCGCAAAGAGUUGCAAAAAAUUGAUGAAGAGCUGAAAAAGGCAGAAGAAGCAGUUACUGCUGAACAGAGAGAAAAAUUUCAGGCUGAAAUAUUAAGAACACUUUUAAAGCUCUAUCUAGAUAUGCUACAACAGAGACCAGAGUCUCUAAUGGCUCCAGUGUUGGAAGGUUUAGCUAGAUACGGUCAUAUGGUCAACUUUGACAUGUUAGGGGACUUUUUGCAGGUACUGAGAGAACUAUCAGGUGGAAUACUGAGCACUUCAUCAGACAACAACUUAACAGGUGAUGAAAUUAGGCAAGUGCUUCUUUGUGUAGUGACUGCAUUUGCUCUGUUAUCUAACCACUCUCAACAUAAGGUGAAUAUCGAUCUGAGCAGUUUUGUUACUACUCUCUACGCCGUGUUACCAUUGGUAGCUCAAGACCCUGAUAUAGAGUUUUCCCACAAAUCUUUGAGACUAGCUGAUCCCCUAACCGGAGUUGAUGGUCCUGCCACAAGACCUUCGGUUAACGUGUCUACCAAGGCUGAAUUAGUUCUGAAGGCUUUAGAUUCAAUCUUCUUUGCGUCCAGAUCGUCCACAUCUAAUCGUGUAAUGGCAUUCACCAAGCGACUUUACAUGACAAUGUUACAUACUCCUGAGAAAACGACUAUUGCAUUGCUGAAGUUCAUAGAAAAGCUAUCAGGUAGAUUUAGUGAUGUUGCCGGUCUCUACUCGACAGAGGAUACCAUAGCCAACGGAGUCUACAACGCAGAGACAGAUAACAUUGAAAGAAGUAAUGCUGCUUGUGCUAUUCUCUGGGAAAACGAGCUUCUAAGGAAUCAUUACUGCCCCACUGUCCAAUUAGCAGCCCGAACAUUAGUCAACCGUUCUCGCAAGAAUAAUAAUAACUAA
Molecule: messenger RNA, 1998 nt
Organism: Komagataella phaffii GS115
Lineage: Eukaryota; Fungi; Ascomycota; Pichiomycetes; Pichiales; Pichiaceae
Exons: 1
Coding region: 1-1998 (665 amino acids)
Biological process (GO): DNA replication initiation
Cellular component (GO): nucleolus
Molecular function (GO): chromatin binding
Source: RefSeq, a predicted model, not a curated record